Messenger RNA from Debaryomyces fabryi, 1038 nucleotides. RefSeq names its product malate dehydrogenase (gene MDH1-3). The transcript has a single exon. Gene Ontology annotation, cellular component: cytoplasm. Gene Ontology annotation, biological process: tricarboxylic acid cycle; malate metabolic process. The coding region runs from base 1 to 1038 and encodes 345 amino acids. Lineage: Eukaryota; Fungi; Ascomycota; Pichiomycetes; Serinales; Debaryomycetaceae. Gene Ontology annotation, molecular function: L-malate dehydrogenase (NAD+) activity. The record is from RefSeq and is a predicted model, not a curated record.
AUGGUUAAAGUUACAGUUUGUGGAGCAGCAGGAGGCAUUGGACAGCCAUUGUCGUUAUUAUUAAAAUUAAAUCAGCAGGUGAGCGAAUUAUCAUUAUAUGAUGUGGUUAACGCAAAUGGGGUUGCAGCCGAUUUAUCACACAUCUGUAGUCCAGCUAAAGUUACAGGAUAUCAACCUAGCAGCAAAGAAGAUAAGGACACGAUUCACAAGGCGUUGGUAAAUUCAGAUUUGGUGGUGAUUCCAGCAGGAGUUCCUAGAAAGCCGGGAAUGACCCGUGGGGACUUGUUCAAUAUCAAUGCGUCUAUCAUUAGGGAUAUUGUUGCAAGCAUUGGUAAGGCAUGCCCUAAGGCUGCGAUAUUGAUUAUUUCGAACCCUGUGAACUCGACUGUUCCAAUUGCGGCUGAAGUGUUGAAGAAAUUGGGUGUAUUCAACCCAAAAAAGCUCUUUGGGGUCACAACGUUGGAUUCAGUGAGAGCCGAAACAUUUUUGGGCGAAUUAAUCAAGGAAACUCCAUCCUCGUUGAAGGGUCAGAUUUCCGUGAUUGGGGGUCAUUCGGGUGACACUAUUGUGCCCUUGGUCCAUGCUACAGCACUGGUUGCGAAGAAAGUAUCGGGUCUCUCCAAGAGCCAGUACGACGAAUUUAUCCACAGAGUCCAAUUUGGUGGUGACGAGGUUGUUAAAGCUAAGAACGGUGCUGGUUCGGCCACCUUAUCCAUGGCAUAUGCUGGUUAUAGGUUCGCAGAGAAGGUCAUUGGGUCGUUGAACGGUCAAUCUGAAAAUUCAGAAAUCCCUGAUUCAUCUUAUAUCUACUUACCAGGUGUUCCAAAUGGAAAGGAAUUAUCACAAAAGCACUUGAAGAAUGCCGAAUUCUUCUCUGUUCCAGUUAUCCUUGAAAAUGGACAAAUCAAAUCUUUCGUGAAUCCAUUCGAUAAGUUGAAUGUUUCGUCUGAAGAAUCUAAGCUAGUUGAUGUCGCGUUAGAUGGCUUGCAGAAAUCUAUCGAUCAAGGUACUAGCUUCGUGACUGGUUCCAAAUUAUAA